AUGUUCAAACUUCAGCCUUUGCCACAAAGAUGUCAUCAUCUUAAGAGCACCAAGUCAUUGCUAAAUCACUCAAAUAUGAAGAGAAGUUCAGUUGAGUUGCUGCUACAGUACAGAUGGCGUAAGGCUCUUGGUCUUUGCAUGGAAUGUGGCAAGCCUGUCAAACAUGGAGGUGUGCAGUGCUCACUGUGUCAGUUCUUCAGAUACUGCAGUCCGCAGUGUCUAGACAAAGACAGAGAGGUGCACACGCCUAUGUGUAAGGUGUUUAUAUUCAUCCGAGAGAUGAGACAGGUGUCCCCUGAAUGUGCAACAAUGAUGUCAGAAGAUGUAAUACAUAGAGCACAACUCCUAGAUUGUGAAGGAAACCUGAUCUCACCUUCUGUCAUGGAAGAUGUAUAUGUGGUGAACAGUUCCAGCAGCUUCUCUAGGCCUAUAGCACACGUUGUAACUGGAUCCAAAAGUGACACUGAAGUCUUGAACAGUAGUGAAAGUAUUGAUGAUGCUCUAUCAAAGCAGGAAAGUGCAUCAGUAAAUGAUACUGAAUCUGAAAGUACCGGCAAAUGCAAGGAUUAUACAAGAUUCACUAAUGAAAGGGAAUCCACAAGUGGUAUUAAAUUUAAAAAAGAUAUUGAAUCCAAGACUGACAGUGAAAUCUUGAGCACUAGUGGAUUCAAGAGUGGCAGGGGAUCAGACAGUUUCACUGGAUUAAGAGAUAACAGUGAUUUAAAGAAUGAUAAUGGAUUUACAGAUGAAACUAGAUGCAAGACAGAUAAUACGCUCAAGAGUGGAAGCCAGUCUGAAAGUGACUCUAAAACAAGCAGAAGUAAGGUGCAAAGCCCAGAUCCAGCCCAAAAAUAUGUUACUGCCACAUUCACAGUUAAAAUAAACAAUGGUGGAAAACCCACAGUUGUAUCAGAAGUAUUUCAACAAAAGUCUUCAUGUGGAGCAGAAGGAAGUUGUGUACGUGGGCAGUUUAAUGUACCUGACUGUAUGAAGCAAUACAUAACUGCUUGUGCAAAAUAUCGGCAAGCCACAAAGGGUUCCUGUCAUGAUAAAUUACUGAAUAAUAAUCAGGCAAGUCAGCAGAAGUCAUCUGAUAGAAUAUCUAAUUUCAGCAAUACAGAAACUAACCCUACCAUCAGACAACGUGGUGAAGCAGCAAACCAGAGUAGUGGUGUAGAAAACAGUACAGCAGUGCAUAAACUUCCUAACAGUGAAGGCCAUCUUGGCAAGAAUGAUGCACAUUCCAGUAAUAGCGAGACUGGAAACCGAAAUAUUUCUAAUAACUGUAGUCUGACCAGCAAACCUGAAUCGUUUGGAUUAAGUUGGUGGCAAAAAUCUAACAAAGACUCUUCCAAAAAAUCUACACAAGGAAAUGCAUCAAGUAAACAGCCCAGCAGUGAUAAAAAUCAGCAAACAGAAAAUGGAAGCAAAGAAAAGUCAUCCAGGAGCAAAGUUUUUGAUUCUGGUGAUCGGAAAGUUCCUGGCUCUGUUGAAACAAGCAAACAAACUGAGUCACAAGAAUAUGGCUUAGGAUGGUGGCAAUGCCGUUUACCACAAACAAGUUCUUCAACUACCAAACAUGAAAUUAAACAGGAAUCACAAACAGGACAAUCAAGCUAUGAAAACAGGCAACAGGUACCUGAUCCUCAUCAAACAGCAAGUAAUUCAUGCGAAUCUGGUAAAGUUCCUAGCAAAGAUGGUGCAGUAGACAAGAAAACAUUUGAUAAAAGUAAUUCAAGUAGGACAGCAAGCAGUAACCAUUCCUUGGAUAGGGAUGCAUCUGCUGAAAACACCCAUUUGAACACUCCUGGACAGAAUGGGGCUUCCGAAACUAGUACGGAUAGACAAGCACCACAAUGUGACGAUUUUGGUGCCGGAUGGUGGAAGCCUCCUACAAAAGUUCGUAACACAAAGAGUGAGAAUUCAACAAAACCUACAACUGAUAAGGCUUCUACCAGCAAGCCAGAAUGUGCGGAUGAGCAGAAAAAACAGAGAGAUAAAAGCUGUGAUAAUGUAAAUACUUGUACAGAUCUCAUCCCUUUUAAAGUCUCUUUAACAGCAGAACACAUUGUGAGAUUUGCCAAAGUAGCCUCCCGUAUUUUAUCAAGUCUAAUUCACACUGAAGCUAUGCAUGGGCGAGUGAUUAGGAUGGGGCUCAUUUCAGUUCCUGCUUUGUGGACAGCUUCUCUUGGAGGCUCUCGGGUCACAUUGGUGGUAGAGAUUGUCAUGAGAAUUCCUGGUAUGAUGCCUGGAGUAAUCGUCCAUGAUGAGUUAGGCCAUUUUGCCCAAGUACUCUUCAAUACCUCAGAAUCAAAGAUGUAUACAGUUCCUGGUACAAACGGCCUGCUGACACUGCCCAUAUCUGCCUGUCUGAGGCCGGGAACUUUUGUACUGCUGCGGGCUGUCAGCUGGGAGCAGCUGCAAGAUGGCAGUUUGAUUAUUGUGAUGAAAGAUAUGUCCUGUGUCGAUUUUAUUUUUUAUGAAUUGUUUAAGUAG
Candidula unifasciata is the source of this 2496-nucleotide messenger RNA. The record is from the annotation of a GenBank genome assembly. Lineage: Eukaryota; Metazoa; Mollusca; Gastropoda; Stylommatophora; Geomitridae.